ACUAUAAAAAGGCAAGGCAGCUGAGUAAAAAACCUGCACAGAUGCUUUGGAGCAGUCUGUGAGUGACACCAGACAACACCUAUCUGGAAUCUACCAGAAGGGUGGAAAAACACCAUGAAACUUGCCCUCCAAGCCACGCUGUCCUUUGGGCUCCUGGCACUGUGCCUUGCAACCUCCCCAGUAAGAUGGUGUGUAACCUCAGCCCCUGAGCAAACAAAAUGUCAAAGACUGCAAACGUGCUUCAGCAACCAACAAGGGGAAAACGUGCCACAGUUGAGCUGUGUGAAGAAGUCUGAUGUCCAUGAAUGCAUAAAAGGCAUUGCAAACAAUGAAGCUGAUGCCAUCAGCCUGGACGGAGGCCUAAUUUUUGAAGCAGGCAUGGCCCCUUACAACCUGAGGCCCGCUGUAUCUGAAGUCUAUACCACAAGUGCAGGAGAAUCUGUUACCAGUUACUAUGCAGUGGCCGUUGUGAAGAAAGGAACAGUUGCUUCGCUUGCUGAUCUCAAAGGGAAGAAAUCUUGCCACACUGGCUUGGGCCGAUCUGCAGGCUGGAAUAUUCCAAUAGGGACCCUUGUGGCUAAAAAAAUAAUACAAUGGGAAGGAGCAGAUACAGAACCAAUAGAAAAAGCUGUGGCCAGAUUUUUUGCUGCUGCCUGUGUCCCAGGUUCCUCUGAAAGAAAUCUGUGCCACUUAUGUGCUGGAAAAGGUGACAAGAAAUGUAGCCGAAAUGAUCCUUUCUCUGGAUAUUCAGGAGCUUUAGAGUGUCUGAAGUCUGGAGCUGGAGAUGUGGCCUUUGUGAAAGAUGCAACAGUAUUAGCUCUUUCUCCAGAUGAGAGGAGCAACUAUGAGCUGCUCUGUGAAGAUGGCACCAAGAAACCCAUUGAAGAGUAUCAGCAGUGUAACCUGGCUAGGGUUCCUGCUCAUGCUGUGGUGGCACGAACUGUGGAUGGUCGGGCAGAUGCCAUCUGGACACUCCUCUCUAAUGCUUUGGAACGGUAUUCCAAGCACAACCAAGCAGAGUGUCAACUUUUUGGUCCCGCUGAGGGUGUCCUCAAAGACCUCAUGUUUAAAGAUUCUGCUGUCAAUCUUCGCCGUGUUCCUGAUGUUAUGGAUUUUCAUUUCUACCUGGGGAACCAGUAUUAUACUUCUGCUCAGAGUCUCAGAAUAGAGAGAAUUGCUCCUGGUCCUGACACAGCAAACAGAAUUGUGUGGUGUACCGUGGGCACAGCUGAGAAGACAAAGUGUGACUUGUGGAGCGGAGUAAGCAAUGGUGCCAUCGACUGUGCUGUGUCUGAAACUACAGAAGAAUGUAUCAUCAAGAUCAUAAAAGGUGAAGCUGAUGCCAUAAGCUUGGAUGGUGGACACAUCUACACAGCAGGAAAGUGUGGCUUGGUUCCAGUAUUGGCAGAAGUCUACUCUCCUGACAAUGGUGUAUGCAACCAGCCAGAUCGUGAGACAACAGUUAAGGGCUAUACUGCUGUAGCAAUAGCAGAAGCAUCCAAACCCGACAUCACAUGGAAGACCCUUAAAGGAAAGAAGUCCUGCCACACUGGGGUUGAUAGAACUGCUGGCUGGAAUAUCCCUAUGGGCUUGAUUUACAAUGAGAACAAUCAAGAUUGUGACUUCGGUAAAUUUUUCAGCGAAGGCUGUGCACCGGGAGCACCAGCUGACUCUCCACUGUGCAGGCUGUGUAAGGGCAGUGGCGGGGAAGGCAGUAUCUCUGACAAAUACAAGUGUAAACCCAACAGCAAUGAGAUAUUCUAUGGUUAUAACGGUGCUUUCCGGUGCUUGAUUGAGUCAGGAGAUGUAGCCUUUGUUAAACACAGCACACCCUUUGACAACACAGGAGACAACAAACCAGCUUGGGUAGGCGACAAAGGGCCUAAUGACUUUGUAUUGCUGGCACGUGAUGGUCGCCGCUGUCCAAUUUCUGAAUACUUAACAUGUGGUCUGGCCACCGUUCCUACUCAUGGUGUAGUAACACGACCUGACCAGGCAGAUAAUGUCCGCCGCGUGAUGCUCCAACAACAGAUAUAUUAUGGAAACACUGGAUCUGAUAAAGAGGUCUUCCAAUUGUUCCAAUCUGAUACCAAAGACAGUUUGUUCAAAGAUGGUACUGUGUGCUUAGCUACUCCAAAAGAAAAGACCUAUGAGGCCUAUCUUGGCAAGCAGUACAUGGAUUCUGUGGCUGGACUCAAAGAGUGCUCACCUUCAGAACUCCUUAAGGCCUGUCUGUUCCACCAGUAGUAUAACUGAUAUUAACUGCAGUUCCUGGAAAUGAAAAAGAAAACUUGGAUUCUUCAUUCUUCUUGUCCAAACUUGAGGAAUCUGUUCUAUUUGCUCUUUUCUCAUUAAUAUUGAAACAGAAACUUUGAACUUCUCCUUGUAUGGCUUUGCAACUCAUUGGUGUCACUAGGGCAAAAUAAAUAAAUAAAAUUAACAUUCUUGAUUUAA
Sceloporus undulatus (fence lizard) is the source of this 2454-nucleotide messenger RNA. It is a transcript of the gene TF, whose product is annotated as transferrin. The coding region runs from base 115 to 2247 and encodes 710 amino acids. The transcript has 17 exons. The record is from RefSeq and is a predicted model, not a curated record. Gene Ontology annotation, biological process: iron ion transport; antibacterial humoral response. Lineage: Eukaryota; Metazoa; Chordata; Lepidosauria; Squamata; Phrynosomatidae. Gene Ontology annotation, cellular component: recycling endosome; extracellular region; plasma membrane.